Messenger RNA from Bursaphelenchus xylophilus (pine wood nematode), 1895 nucleotides. The record is from the annotation of a GenBank genome assembly. Lineage: Eukaryota; Metazoa; Nematoda; Chromadorea; Rhabditida; Aphelenchoididae.
AUGGCUCCACCAGCGAUUGUAGCUCCUCAACCAUCCGCCACAUCGGCGGAAAAUUCGCUGAAAUCCUAUUACAAGACCAAAAUCGAGGACCUUCAGCAACGUCUCCACGAAAAGUCGCAGAACGUACGCCGUCUUCAGGCGCAGCGGAAUGAACUCAAUUCAAAGGUCAGAUCGUUGAAGGAGGAGUUGAUGCAGCUUCAUGAGCAAGGGAGUUAUGUUGGGGAAGUGUCGAAGGCCAUGGACAAGAAAAAAGUUUUGGUUAAGGUAAGAUUCUUUAUUCUUGGUUGGUUUUUAGGUGUGAUGGAGAAGGAGAAGGCAUAAGAAGAGUUUUGAAGGGUGUUCCUUGGCUCUGGGGAGUAUUUUAUGGAUAAUAAUCGAAGAAAGUAUCGCAUAUUACCUGUAAAAAUUAUUUUUUCUCCGAGUUUUGCACUUUUAUCAAAAAGCGUCGCGUAGUCGAGUGGUAGUGCGUUGAGUUUUCACUCCGAUAGAUGCGGGUUCGGGGAAACAUGAGUGAAGUCAAAGUGAUCUUGUUCUUUGAUCUUAAUUAGUUUCCCCAAAGCAUUCUGAACCCGUCAUAGUUGCCAAUUCGACCAGAUAAUGGACGUUUCGGUAGUCUCAGAACGGUGAUAUUGUUUUUGACAUAAAAUUUUGAAAUAUUUGUUUUAACUUUGGGAUGUUUUGAUAGGGAGAUUAACUGAAGAGAUAUAAGACGCUCAUUUAUUGAUUUUCAGGUCCACCCCGAAGGAAAAUAUGUCGUCGACAUUGACAAAAGUAUUGAUAUUAACCAAGUGAAUACUGGCGCUCGAGUUGCUCUUCGUGCCGACUCGUAUGCCCUCCACAAGAUCCUCCCCAACAAAGUGGAUCCUCUGGUCAGUCUUAUGAUGGUCGAGAAGGUCCCAGAUUCGACUUACGAGAUGAUUGGUGGUUUGGACACUCAAAUCAAGGAGAUCAAAGAAGUCAUCGAACUCCCAGUCAAGCAUCCCGAACUCUUCGAAGCCCUCGGAAUUGCACAGCCAAAGGGUGUCCUGCUCUAUGGACCUCCUGGAACUGGAAAAACACUCUUGGCCAGAGCUGUGGCUCAUCAUACAGCUUGCACAUUCAUCAGAGUCUCCGGAUCCGAGUUGGUCCAAAAAUUCAUCGGAGAAGGAGCUCGAAUGGUCAGGGAAUUGUUCGUUAUGGCCAGGUAAGGGGUUUAUUAUGUUUUUUUGAUAUUUAGGAUCAGCGGUAACAUCAAUUUAUAUUGAUUUAAUGGUGAGGUACCUAAAGUGAAACUCUUCGAUUUUUUUUGUAAUUUGGUUUGGAUCUGUCUAUUUAAAGCGAUCUAGAAAAUUCUAAUUUUUGUUUACGACAAGUUUCGACGCUAUAUAGACUAAAUUUUAUAUUAUUUUAGAGAGCACGCACCAUCAAUCAUUUUCAUGGACGAAAUUGAUUCCAUUGGAUCCUCUCGAGUGGAAGGCCACUCUGGCGGAGACUCUGAAGUCCAAAGAACAAUGUUGGAACUUUUGAAUCAGUUGGAUGGAUUCGAAGCCACCAAAAAUAUCAAAGUUAUCAUGGCCACCAAUCGGAUUGAUAUCCUGGAUCCCGCACUGCUCCGUCCCGGCCGUAUUGACCGCAAAAUUGAAUUCCCGGCGCCGGAUGAGAAGGCCAGAGCUGAUAUCUUGAAAAUCCACUCCCGAAAAAUGAACCUGAUGAGAGGAAUUAACAUGAGAAAGAUCGCCGAAGCCAUCCCUGGAGCGUCCGGAGCCGAGGUGAAGGCGGUUUGCACUGAAGCUGGUAUGUUCGCCCUGAGGGAGAGACGAAUCCACGUCACUCAGGAGGACUUUGAAAUGGCCGUGGGCAAGGUGAUGCAGAAAGAUUCGGAAAAGAACAUGUCCAUCAAGAAGUUGUGGAAGUAG